AUGGCUGACAACAACAAUACAAGUCUUUUAGGUGGACAUGCUCAAUAUGUAAAAGGAGCAAUUGAAGAAACAAUUGGCAAUGUUACAGGUAGUCAAGCUUGGAAAGAUUCAGGUGCACACGAUAAGCAAGAAGCGACUGAAAAAAUGAGAGCUGCAAAUCAUGGACCAAGCGAUUCUUCACUUAUCAGUGGUACUACAGAGAAGAAAAUAGGCAAUAUGAUCGGCUGCGAAGGAAUGGUUCACAACGGUGAAGAGAAAGAACGAAGACAGUGA
Molecule: messenger RNA, 273 nt
Organism: Rotaria sp. Silwood1
Lineage: Eukaryota; Metazoa; Rotifera; Eurotatoria; Philodinida; Philodinidae
Source: the annotation of a GenBank genome assembly